GCCGCCUCGCUCCUCCGCAGGCGGAGCCUCCUUCCCCCGCCCCCUCCGUCUCGCUCCCUUGUUCUCGCCGGGGCCGCUUCGACCUGCAGCGGAGCCGCGGCGCCCGCUCGGAUCGGCUCGGGGCUGCGCCCCCGGGACCCGGCGACGGGGGCGGACGGGGGCGCUCCCCGCCGGCCUGAGCCUCUCAGCAGUGCCAGGUGUGGAUCCAUGGGGCAGCCCCAACGCAUCUGCCUCUCCACCCCAGCCAGUUCAAUGGGCCACCUGGCCCAGCCCAGUCUCAGCACACAAGGCCAGUGAACAGAGCACUGGCUGGAAUCCAAAUAUGUGGGGCCUGGUGAGGUUUCUGCUGGCCUGGCUGGGUGGCUGGGGCUGCAUGGGGCGUCUGGCAGCCCCAGCCCGGGCCUGGGCCGGGUCCCGGGGGCACCCAGGCCCUGCAUUGCUGAGGACCCGAAGGAGCUGGGUUUGGAACCAGUUCUUUGUCAUUGAGGAAUAUGCCGGUCCAGAGCCUGUCCUCAUUGGCAAGCUGCACUCAGAUGUUGACCGGGGAGAGGGCCGCACCAAGUACCUGUUGACCGGGGAGGGGGCAGGCACUGUAUUUGUGAUUGACGAGGCCACAGGCAAUAUCCAUGUCACCAAGAGCCUAGACCGGGAGGAGAAGGCACAAUAUGUGCUACUGGCUCAAGCUGUGGACCGAGCCUCCAACCGGCCCCUGGAGCCACCGUCAGAGUUCAUCAUCAAAGUGCAAGACAUCAAUGACAAUCCGCCCAUUUUUCCCCUUGGGCCCUACCACGCCACAGUGCCAGAGAUGUCUAAUGUCGUCCUUUCCCAUCUGGCCCUGCCACUGCUGAGUGGGGUGCUGGGAUCCCCCACAGGAACGUCAGUGAUCCAGGUGACUGCUCAUGAUGCCGAUGACCCCAGCUAUGGAAACAGUGCCAAGCUGGUGUACACCAUUCUGGAUGGACUGCCUUUCUUCUCUGUGGACCCCCAGACUGGAGUGGUGCGGACAGCCAUCCCCAACAUGGACCGGGAAACACAGGAGGAGUUCUUGGUGGUGAUCCAGGCUAAGGACAUGGGCGGCCACAUGGGGGGGCUGUCGGGCAGCACUACGGUGACUGUCACCCUCAGCGAUGUCAAUGACAACCCCCCCAAGUUCCCUCAGAGCCUGUACCAGUUCUCUGUGGUGGAGACAGCUGGGCCUGGCACGCUGGUGGGCCGGCUUCGGGCCCAGGACCCAGACCUAGGGGACAACGCCCUCAUGGCAUACAGCAUCCUGGACGGGGAGGGGUUGGAGGCCUUCAGCAUCAGCACAGACUCCCAGGGAAGAGAUGGGCUCCUCACUGUCCGCAAGCCUCUAGACUUCGAGACUCGUCGAUCCUAUUCCUUCCGCGUGGAGGCCACCAACACGCUCAUUGAUCCAGCCUAUCUGCGGCGAGGGCCCUUCAAGGAUGUGGCCUCCAUACGUGUGGCUGUGCAAGAUGCUCCAGAGCCACCUGCCUUUACUCAGGCUACCUACCACCUGGCUGUGCCAGAGAACAAGGCUCCUGGGACCCUGGUAGGCCAGAUCUCUGCAGCCGACCUGGACUCCCCAGCCAGCCCAAUCAGAUACUCCAUCCUCCCCCACUCGGAUCCAGAGCGCUGCUUCUCUAUCGAGCCCGAAGAUGGCACCAUCCACACAGCUGCACCCCUAGACCGUGAGGCUCGUGUCUGGCACAACCUCACCGUGCUGGCCACAGAGCUCGACAGCUCUGCACAGGCCUCCCGCGUGCAAGUGGCCAUCCAGACCCUGGAUGAGAAUGACAAUGCUCCCCAGCUGGCUGAGCCCUCUGACACCUUUGUGUGUGAUUCUGCUGCCCCUGGCCAGCUGAUUCAGAUCAUCCGAGCCCUGGACAGAGACGAAGAUGGCAAUAGUAGUCGUGUCUCUUUUCAAGGUCCUCUAGGCCCUGAUGCCAACUUUACUGUCCGAGACAACAGAGAUGGCUCUGCCAGCCUGCUGCUGCCCUUCCGUCCUGCUCCGCCCCGCCAGGCCCCCUACCUGGUUCCCAUAGAACUGUGGGACUGGGGACAGCCAGCACUGAGCAGCACUGCCACAGUGACUGUCAGCGUGUGCCGCUGUCGACCUGAUGGUUCUGUGGUCUCCUGCCGGCCUGAGGCUCAGCUCUCAACCACUGGCCUCAGCACUGGCGCCCUGCUUGCCAUCGUCACCUGUGUGGGUGCCCUGCUUGCCCUUGUGGUGCUCUUCGUGGCCUUGCGGCGCCAGAAACAAGAAGCACUGAUGGUACUGGAGGAGGAGGAUGUUCGCGAGAACAUCAUCACCUACGACGACGAGGGUGGCGGUGAGGAGGACACCGAGGCCUUCGACAUCACGGCCCUGCAGAACCCUGACGGGGCAGCCCCACCGGCACCCGGCCCUCCUGUGCGCCGCGACGUGCUGCCCCGGGCCCGGGCUCCACGCCAGCCCAGGCCACCCGGCCCCGCGGACGUGGCCCAGCUCCUGGCACUGCGGCUCCGCGAAGCGGAUGAGGACCCCAGCGUGCCCCCUUACGACUCGGUGCAGGUGUAUGGCUACGAGGGCCGGGGCUCCUCCUGCGGCUCCCUCAGCUCCCUGGGAUCCAGCAGCGAAGCCGGCGGAGCUCCUGGCCCGGCAGAGCCGCUGGACGACUGGGGUCCCCUCUUUCGCACCUUGGCCGAGCUGUAUGGGGCCAAGGAGCCCCCUGCCCCCUGAGCGCCACAGAGGGGCAGCAGCACAGGCCCUCUGAGUGAGCCCCACGGGGUCCAGGCAGGUGGCAGCAGCCCAGGGGCCCAGGCCUCUUCGUUUUCCGUGUCCCUUCUUCCUUCCCCAGGGCACCCUGGCUCUUCUCUCCCUGACCUCCUGAGUCGGUCUGUUUGUCUCUCUCCAGGGAUCCUUGUCUGUGUCUGUGACACUCUCCCCAUGUCCUGGUCUGGGUUUUGUGGCUCUGAUGCUGAAUCUGUGUCCUCUCACUGUGAUUCCUCGCCUUUCUCUGUAGCUGUCUGUCUCUGCAGUUGGAAAUCUCUCACACACACACACUGUUCAGUCUGCCUUUCACACACACAUGCUCUGUUUCUGUCUCCUGCCCACAUCUCCCUUCCUUCUCUGGGUCCCUGUGACUGGCUUUUGUUUUUUUUCUGUUGUCCAUCCCCCAAAGAAAGAGAAACUUCCAGCACUGCUGCCCACCCUCCUGCAGGGGAUGCUCUGCCCCAGACCUGCCCGCAUGGUUCCAUCCAUCACUCAUGGCCUCAUCCUGGCUCCACUGCCCUCCAGCAGAGAGAGGGAGCCAGCACCUCCCAGGGCGAGAGCUCCAGCCUCCCACGUGGCCGCCUCCCUGGAGCUCUGCCCAGCUGUCAGCCUGCCCUGGGCAUCCCAGCUCUGGGCAUUGUCUUGUGUGCUUCCCAGGCCCCAGGGGGAGCAGAGAAAGAAAGGGGGAGGCAGCUGGGGAAGGGGAAAAAGGGAGGAAGGGGAGGGGCCUCCAUCUCUAAUUUCAAAAUAAACACUUUAUUUUGUAAA
Nycticebus coucang (slow loris) is the source of this 3523-nucleotide messenger RNA. It is a transcript of the gene CDH24, whose product is annotated as cadherin 24. Gene Ontology annotation, cellular component: catenin complex; plasma membrane; adherens junction. Gene Ontology annotation, biological process: cell morphogenesis; cell-cell junction assembly; adherens junction organization. NCBI's taxonomy places the organism in Eukaryota, Metazoa, Chordata, Mammalia, Primates, Lorisidae. The coding region runs from base 323 to 2722 and encodes 799 amino acids. The record is from RefSeq and is a predicted model, not a curated record. The transcript is spliced from 13 exons. Gene Ontology annotation, molecular function: cadherin binding; calcium ion binding.